This is a messenger RNA of Vicia villosa (hairy vetch), 2275 nucleotides long. RefSeq lists its product as uncharacterized. The transcript is spliced from 2 exons. The record is from RefSeq and is a predicted model, not a curated record. NCBI's taxonomy places the organism in Eukaryota, Viridiplantae, Streptophyta, Magnoliopsida, Fabales, Fabaceae. Bases 116 to 2098 code for a protein of 660 amino acids.
UGUAUGGAAUGUUUUGGUACUUCGGAUUCUGGUACUAGUUAGUCUCUUCUUACAAGUACUGCUAAUUCUUUUUGGCAACAGAAGGAAGUAUGUAGCUGAUAAACGGCUACACUUGAUGACCUGGCUUACCUAUUUGUCAGCGGAUUGGAUUGCUAAUUUCGCGCUGGGAAUGCUUUCCCAAGACAGUAAAAUUCUUGAAAUAGACCCAAACUUCAUAAUCAUGGCCAUAUGGGCACCAUUUCUUCUUGUGCAUCUUGGUGGUCCAGACACAAUCACUGCCUACUCUCUUGAGGACAAUGAGCUUUGGCCACGACAUAUGCUUGGGCUACUCUACCAACUUGCAUUUGCAGUUUAUGUCGUUUACCGAUCAUGGAACGGAAGCCCACUUAAUUAUGUCGCUGUUCUAAUUAUUGUGGCUGGAAUAAUCAAAUAUGGUGAAAGGAGUUGGUCUCUGUGGUCCGGAAGUAGCAUAGGAUUCAGAGAAUCAAUUCUCCCUCUUCCAGAUCCAGGACCAAAUUAUGCUAAAUUCAUGGAUGAUUACACUGCUAAAAAAGAUGAAGGAUAUCAUGUUACCUUAGAUGAAAUCAAUGAAACUACUACUCCCUCAGUAUUUGAUCAUAAUUCUCAAGAGGAAACAAGAAUACCAAAUCCAAAUAUUCCAGAUGCUCGAGCUUUACAUGAUGGAUUCAAAUUCUACAAAAUUCCCGAGUGCCUGUUUGCGGAUCUCAUCCUUAGCUUUCAAGACCACAAAAGCAGCCAAAUUUUCUUUCAGAACAUAGAUGGGAAACAUGCUUUUCAGGUGAUUGCAGUUGAGCUAGGAUUGAUGUAUGACAUGCAUUAUACAAAGGCGGUAAUAACAUACUCCAAAUGUGGCAUCUUCCUCAAAUCUGUGAGCUUUUUCUGUACACUCUCUGCAAUGAUUAGCUUUUCUUGCCUGAAAGAUAAAAACUCACAUCAUCUGCAUAUGAAAGGCUCCAAACCUACAAAUUAUAAGUACAUAAAUUAUGACCAUAUUAUCACCUUUUUGCUUUUUACUGGGGCUAUUUUUUUGGAAAUAUACGCGGUCAUUGUUUUACUUUCUUCAAGCCGGGCAAUGUUUUGGUUCAGCAAUCAUAAUAAUAGGAGCGCUAAUCUUCUCCACAAAACAAUCUCAUGGUUUCAAAGUUUUCUUAAACUCUCACACACUGCCACAUGGUCUAAUCUUAUGCCACAAUUCAAUCUUAUUAGAUUUUGCUUAAAAGAUGAGCCCGUCAAAUGUAUCAAUCUCCAGAAAUUCCUUUGCAUCUAUAAAUUCUUCGAGAAGUCUUACUAUCGAAAAACACAAGAAGUCCGUCCUGAAUUGAAAAAACUCAUUUUUGACCAACUUAUGGAAAAGUCACGUGAAGCAACCGAUAUUAGAGCAUGUAAAAAAUUAUGUGCUCAAAAGGGUGAUCGGGUUCUAGACAAAUGGAAUUGUCAUGUUCAUGUCAUUAACCAGAGCAUUAGAGAGGUAGAGUUUGACCAGAGCAUUCUGCUUUGGCAUAUUGCUACAAAUCUUUGUUAUUAUUCAGAUGGUGAGCCUCAAACCUUAAAUCGCGUUGCUCUUCAAAGUCGGGAGAAAAGCCAAAUGUUGUCUGAGUAUAUGUUAUAUCUUCUUGUUAUAUGUCCUUCUUUGUUGCCGAAUGGAAUAGGACAGAUCAGAUUUGAAGACACGUGUGCAGAGAUGGAUGAACUUUUGAAAGAGAGAAAAUAUGUAAAAGAAAGAAGUGAAGUUUGCAAGAUGAUACUUCGAGUGAAUACAGAUAUUCCACCAUCAGAGGUUAAAGGUGAUAGAAGCAAAUCUGUGCUGUUUGAUGCAUGUAGGCUUGCCAAAUCACUACAGUCUUUAGAAACGGAGAAGAACUGGCCCAAAGAAAGGAAAUGGGAAAUGAUAAGUCAUGUUUGGGUGGAGAUGCUGUGUCAUGCAGCAAGCCAAUGCAGAGGGUUUCAUCAUGCUAAGCAGCUUAGCCAGGGUGGUGAGUUACUUACCCAUGUGUGGCUUUUGAUGGCUCAUUUAGGCAUAACAGAGCAAUUUCAGAUUUCUAAAGGUCAUGUAAGGGUCAAAUUGAAGCUCUCAUAAUAUGUUUGGGUUGCAAAUGACAGAUCAUAGAGUGUGCUCAACUAAUGUAAUGAUGUAAUAUUGAGAUUUGGUUAGUAUUUUGUUCCAUAUGUACAACAUGGUUAUGUAUGAUACCUUAUUAUAGCUUAAUAUGUCUUUAAUGAACUGAUUGAUUUAAGCUCUGGAUCAUGAACGAAU